This is a messenger RNA of Austrofundulus limnaeus, 979 nucleotides long. It is a transcript of the gene tp53i3, whose product is annotated as tumor protein p53 inducible protein 3. NCBI's taxonomy places the organism in Eukaryota, Metazoa, Chordata, Actinopteri, Cyprinodontiformes, Rivulidae. The record is from RefSeq and is a predicted model, not a curated record. Gene Ontology annotation, molecular function: quinone reductase (NADPH) activity; quinone binding; NADPH binding.
AGAAGAGGUUUGUACCCUCCUCCUCCAGGUGAAAGUGACAUCAUGGGUCUGGAGGUGGCUGGUACUGUAGACACUCUGGGACCGGAACUGAGAGGCGACUGGAAACCAGAGGACCGGGUCAUGGCCCUGCUCAGUGGAGGAGGAUAUGCUGAAUAUGUGUCUGUGCCUGAAGAGCUUCUAAUGCCAAUUCCAUCAAAUCUUACCUUCUCCCAGGCUGCUGCCAUCCCAGAGACCUGGCUCACUGCCUUUCAGCUGCUGCGUUUUGUAGCGCAGGUGAAGGAAGGUGAGGUAGUACUGGUUCACGCUGCAGCCAGCGGUGUGGGCACAGCUGCCAUCCAGUUGGCUCGUCUGCUCGGUGCCGUGCCCAUCGUCACCGCAGGGAGCCCAGAGAAGCUGAGGCUGGCUGAGAAACUGGGAGCAGCAGCUGGAUUCAACCACAGGGAGGAGAACUUUGUGGCAGGAGUUCAAGACUUCACAGGAGGCAGAGGAGCAAACGUGAUCCUUGACAGCAUCGGUGGGUGUAACUGGGAGAAAAAUGUGAGCUCCCUGGCCGUGGACGGCAGAUGGGUGCUGUACGGCACCAUGGGAGGCAGGUCUGUGAAGGGAGAUCUGCUGGGCCGACUGCUCUCCAAGAGAGGCCACCUGCUCAGCAGCCUCCUGCGCUCCCGCUGCCUUCAGUACAAAGCGGAUCUGGUGAAAGCUUUUUCCCAAAAAGUGCUGCCGUAUUUCUCAGAGCCUGCCUUCUUAAAGCCAGUGAUUGACAGCACCUAUAGACUGGAGGACAUAGCUGAGGCUCACAGACACAUGGAGGCCAACAGAAACAUGGGAAAGAUUGUUAUUGAUGUUCUUCCACUGAACAAAAACUCAAUGACUGACUAAUAAAGGAUAUAAUAUUUUUCAAAGGUAUGUUUGACCAUUAUUGUUGCUCAGAGAUGCAUCAGUUACUAAUAAAACAGAUUUAGUAAGAUUGUCUACAGUG